GCUCCGCGGGCAUCGCGUGUGGUGUCGUGCAUUUCCUUAAGGUGCUGUGCGGAGCUCGGUAAUUUUUAAGAAGACGUUUUAUAUUGAUUUUUUUUUGGCAGCCCAGGGAGGUGGGGCUUGUUCCUCCACAGGAUUUUGUGGAGCUCCUUGUUUUUUCAUUGAGAUCUCUCUCCCUUCCAUCGCAAAGGAAGUCUCUGUGUUUCCAUACAUACAUUUUUUCAUACCUUGCACAAAACCCCGUUUUGGGCAGCAUCUGUCAACGGCAAACCUUUGGAGGAAGCGAACGGGAACAGUGACCAGUCCCCUCACGAUGUGGACAUUUCUGGGUAUUGCCUCCUUCAUCUACGUAUAUAAAAAGUGUGGAGACCUCAUGACUUACGCUAAUAAGGAGGUGCUACUCUCCGUGUUAGUGUUUUUCUCCCUCGGCUUGCUGCUGUCGUACAGGUACCACUUCAGGGGGCCCAAGCAGCAGCAGCAGCAGCGGAAGACCCACCUGGGCAUGCUCUCUGAUGUUCUCUCAGCUUUACCACUUGUCGGCUUCUUCUGGGCCAAACCCACUCCAGGAUCUCAACAAGUCGAACAACCCAAAUCCAGAAAGGGUAAAAGAGAAGUAAACUUCUCAGAUGUAUAUCUGACAGAGACUGCUCCAAAUGCAACAUUAUCGCCCCAAUACGAUCCAGAAAUUAUCAUUGUGGGAUCAGGCGUCCUUGGUUCUUCCUUGGCCACGGUGCUCUCGAGGGAUGGAAGAAAGGUGACUGUGAUAGAGAGGGAUCUGAAAGAACCUGACAGGAUAGUUGGAGAAUUGUUGCAACCUGGAGGUUUUAACGCACUUAGAGACUUGGGUCUUGAAGAUACAGUAGAAGGUAUUGAUUCACAAAUAGUAAAUGGUUACAUAAUUCAUGACAGAGAGAGCAACUCGGAGGUUGAAAUUCCUUAUCCAACAUCUGAAGAUGGCCAGGUGGCAAGUGGAAGAUCUUUUCAUCAUGGCCAGUUCAUCAUGGGUCUCCGAAGAGCAGCUAUGGCAGAGCCCAAUGCAAAAUUCAUUGAGGGGACUGUGUUACAAUUGCUUGAGGAAGAUGACUGUGUUGUGGGUGUUCAGUACAAGGACAAAGAAACUGGAGACACUAAGGAACUUCAUGCACCACUUACUGUUGUAGCUGAUGGACUUUUCUCCAAGUUUAGAAAAAACUUGGUCUCCAACAAAGUUACUGUUUCAUCCCAUUUUGUUGGUUGCAUUUUGAAGGAUGCACCACAGUUUAAAGCUAACUAUGCUGAACUUGUUUUAGCUAAAACUAGUCCAGUGCUAGUCUAUCAGAUUUCUUCAACUGAGACUCGGGUCCUUGUUGACAUUCGAGGUGAAAUGCCAAAAAAUUUAAAAGAAUACAUGGUUGAGAACAUUCAUCCACAACUACCCGAUCACUUAAAGGAACCGUUCUUAAUAGCAGUUCAGAAUGAUCGUUUAAGGACUAUGCCAGCCAGCUUCUUGCCUCCUUCAGCUGUAAACAAAAAAGGUGUUCUUCUUUUAGGAGAUGCAUAUAAUAUAAGACACCCUCUAACUGGUGGAGGAAUGAGUGUUAUUUUAAACGAUGUUAAAAUAUGGAGAAGUUUGCUCGAGGAUAUUCCAGACCUUUAUGAAGAUUCUGACAUUCUUAAGGCAAAAAGAACAUUUUACUGGUCAAGAAAAAAAUCUCAUUCUUUUGUAGUGAAUGUUCUUGCCCAGGCACUUUAUGAACUCUUUGCUGCCACAGAUGAUUCCUUGCAUCAGCUAAAGAAAGCCUGUUUCCAUUACUUCAGACUUGGUGGAGAAUGUGUCUCGGGUCCUGUUGGAUUGCUAUCUGUGUUAUCUCCUAAACCAAUGGUACUGAUUGGCCACUUCUUUGCUGUGGCAUUAUACGCUGUUUAUUUUUGCUUUAAGUCAGAGUCCUGGAUCACCACGCCUCGAGCAUUUUUCAGUAGUGGAGCUAUUCUUUACCGGAGUUGCUCUAUAAUAUUUCCACUUAUUUACUCUGAAAUGAAGUAUUUAGUCUAUUAAAAUCCAGGGCGAAAUGACUGGAGGAAGAAAACAUGAAGAUCACGAUGCCUUCAAAAUCUUUGGACAUGUACUAUUUAAUAUUGUAUUAUGUUUUCUGUUCUUCAAAAUGCGAUUUCCUUGGUAAGGAUUUGACUUAAUUUUGGUUUUGUGGUUAUAUACAUAUAUAUUAUAUGUAAAUAUUCUUUUCUUUGCAAUUAAAGUUCAAAAAGGAGUUAGCUGUUUACAAGGACCAUGAUCAGGUGUUGACAUGUGGUAGAUAAUUGCAGUUUUGUCAGAAUUUCAUUCCUUGCUUUAUCCAUUGCUGAGUGCACCACUAAUACUAAUAAACUGAAAAGUGAAAACUGUAAACCAUAUGCUGCUAUUAUCCUUCAUGCUUUUUUCUGUUCAGUAGUUCCAUGGCCUGUUUCUUUAUUACUGUGGCAUAGUAACAUUCUUGAUUUGGGUUAUUUCAUUAG
Molecule: messenger RNA, 2487 nt
Organism: Gymnogyps californianus (California condor)
Lineage: Eukaryota; Metazoa; Chordata; Aves; Accipitriformes; Cathartidae
Gene: SQLE
Product: squalene epoxidase
Exons: 11
Coding region: 311-2032 (573 amino acids)
Biological process (GO): cholesterol metabolic process; sterol biosynthetic process
Cellular component (GO): membrane; endoplasmic reticulum
Molecular function (GO): flavin adenine dinucleotide binding; squalene monooxygenase activity
Source: RefSeq, a predicted model, not a curated record